Ricinus communis (castor bean) is the source of this 3396-nucleotide messenger RNA. Its product is annotated as zinc finger CCCH domain-containing protein 41. Gene Ontology annotation, cellular component: nucleus. Lineage: Eukaryota; Viridiplantae; Streptophyta; Magnoliopsida; Malpighiales; Euphorbiaceae. The transcript has 6 exons. The coding region runs from base 508 to 3396 and encodes 962 amino acids. Gene Ontology annotation, molecular function: metal ion binding; RNA binding. The record is from RefSeq and is a predicted model, not a curated record.
AUGGGUUGAAAACAUAAUAUUAAGGUUCUCGUUUUCGUCCUCACAUCAAUUUAUUUAUUCCUUUUAGGUACAAAUCAUCGUCUCUCUCUCUGUCUCUCUCUCUCUCUCGAAAAAAUCCUGUUUUUGUGCUUUCACAUAAUCACAGCCUUCUUCGAAAAACCAAACAAAAAUCUCACUCCAAAACCCCUGCCUUCGAUUUUCCCUCUUUUCACGAUCCUGCCCCUAUCUAUCAUCCUUCUCUCUGCAACUCUUUCUCUAUUCCCGAAAUGCCCCUCCAUGGCCGCGUUGUUACUCUUUCCUCCAUUGCGGCACCUCCACCAGAUUGCUUCACUUUAUAAUUUAAUAACACUUUCGGAAAGUACUUUUUUCGUUCAAUCCUUCUACAGUAUUCUUUCUAGGUUCUCCAAUUGCUAGAGUUUCUUGGCAAACAAAGUUAUCACCACAUCUAGAGAAAGUUUGGAACUUUUGACACCACGGCCAAUACUUUAUUUGUCCUAAGAGGUAUAGAUGGAGCUCAAAGUUGCAUCAGUGAAGCCAGGAGGUCUUUCUCCUUCUGAUUGUGCUAGUGAUCCUGAGGAGAAGGAGAUCAGUGACGAGGAUGAUGAUGAUCGCAAUCAUAAGCAUCGUAGAAGGGAGACUCGUUCUCAAUCUACGGAAAGAGAUUCUUUGGAGCCAAUUUUUACAAGGUCAUACAGGAAGCGCAACAAGCCAUUUGAAAAUGGUCAUCCUUUCAGGGAAAAUGAAUCUCAAGGUAGUGAAACCUGGAAAAACAGUAACAUCGCUCCUCUAGAGAAAGACUUCAUAAAGUUUGAUAAAAGACGCCCUGGUAUGGCAUCAUUUCCCCGAAUGAAUGUGGAUUUGAAUCAAAGAAUCAGGUCAAACCAAAUAUUUUUUGGAGAGCCUGGUCCUGGGAGGGGAAGAGGAAGGGACUCAGGUUCUUGGAACCAACGUGACUCCAGGUUUAGCUCAGUUGACAUUGCUUCUCAAAUGGUUCAGCAGGGAUCCAUCACUCCAGGUCUCUUUGCAGGAAGGGGAUUGCCAAAUGUUUCAAACACACAAAACUCAUCCUGGAAUACAUUUGGAUUGAUUCCAGGAAUACCCAGUGGUGGCCUUGAUACACUUCAUCCCAUUGGUUUGCAAGGAACCCUCAGACCAGCUGUAAAUUCUUCACUGAAUAUUGGCAUUCCUCGCCAACGGUGUAGGGACUUUGAAGAACGUGGAUUUUGCCUUAGAGGGGACAUGUGCCCGAUGGAGCAUGGCAUCAAUCGUAUUGUCGUUGAAGAUGUUCAGAGCCUUUCACAGUUCAAUCUCCCUGUUUCACUUCCAAGUGCACCGCUAGUGGGAACACCUGCAGGACCAGGGGCUUUACAAUCUGUGGGUGCUUCUUCAACCACAUUGAUGAAUAGCAAAGGAUUACAUAGCAGAAAUAGCAAGUCUGGAAUGGUUGACGAUGGUAUGGGCUUCAAUGGUGCAUAUUCAGUUUCUGCUGCUGGAAGUGGAGCAGACUUGUAUGAUCCAGAUCAGCCAUUGUGGAAUACCAAUGGUCCUGAAACAUCUAGUGGGCUCUUAGCAUUACACUCAUCCAAAAAUGAUGAAACUGAGUCCUUCAUGAGUGUUGGUACUUCUGACCAUCAUCAUGGCAGGUUGCGUGACAAUGCUGAUAACGAAUGUGGAAUGAGAAAUACUGCGAUCCCUGAUGGUUCACAGACUACAAGCUCAUCCGUUUGGGGUAGAGUUGGUAGUGUGAAGAAUAGAUUAGACAUGAAAGAGAAAACGGAUUUGACUGUAAGUACCUCAGAUUAUUUAGAGAAUGAAACUAAGGAAGAUCAGGAUGCUCUAGCCAAUAUUCAAGGGACUUCUCGUCAAGGAAAGCGAAUGAUUUCUGAGGAUUCUGGCCCCAAAACUCUGGAUUUUUCAACCAAGACACAGGGUGAUUCCAUGCGCAAUACAAGAAAAUCGUCUCAAAAGGCACUAUGUACACUAUUUGUCAGUGGCAUUCCACAGAAAAACAACAAGAGGGAUUCUCUUCUUUCUCAUUUUCAAAAGUUUGGAUUGGUUAUCGAUAUUUAUAUUCCAUCAAAUAGCGAACGAGCUUUUGUUCAGUUUUCAAGAAGGGAAGAAGCUGAAGCUGCUCUUAGGGCACCUGAUGCUGUAAUGGGCAACCGCUUUAUCAAGCUAUGGUGGGCCAAUCGUGACAGCAUUCGUGGUGAUGGCAUAAGUAGUUGCCAAAGCAUUUCUGCAACUCCCUGUGGUGUGCCAGGUGCUUCAGUUCCGCCCCAACCUUUUAUUGCUAAUAGAGGAAAAGAUAAUCUACAGUCUGCUGCUUCUAAGGGUGCUACAGUCCCUCCCCCUGAUGCGUCUCUGCCUCCCACCGAUCACCCUAAGCCUGUCAUCACUAAUGGUCCAAAGGUUCCACCUCCUUUGCAGAAGAAGUUGGAGUUAGAACAAUUAAAGGAGGAACUGCGCAAGAAGCAGGAGCUGCUGGCCCAAAAGCGAAAUGAUUUUCGGCGCCAGUUGGACAAACUUGAGAAACAAGCUACAGGAGUAAAGGGUGAAGUAGUGGUUGAGCCGGCUGCCAAGAGACAUAGAGUGGGAAUGGCAACUGAUAUUGUAAAAGUUCCAACUCUGAGGUCCUCUGGUCAUGUUCUUGGUGUUCCAUCUCCACGUGGUGAGAACAAAUCAUUUGAGAAUCCCAUGUCAUCUAGUCCCAAAAAUAAUGCAUCGCUGAUGCAGCAGGAAACUACAGGCUCAAGGCAGCCAAUUCGUCCAGUGGGCCCUGCAGGGGCUCCUUUUUCUGUGAAUAGAUUCAAGUUGGAUAACCGACAAAUUUAUGGUGGAUGUGUAGAUGUUUUGAAGGAACACUUCUCAUCCUAUGGUGAUCUUUCUACUGUUGAACUAGAAGAUGCUGAAGCCUGUGAUGAUAAUGAUGGAUCAGAGGUACCGAAAAAAAGUUGCUCAGCUCUUCUGACUUACGCAACUCGGCGUUCAGCUGAGAGGGCAUUUUUAAAUGGUAAAUGCUGGCAAGGGAAAGAUUUGCAGUUCAUGUGGGUGACAUGUAGUACCUCUGCCAGUGACCUUUCUGGCAGAGAAAAUAUAUCAUCUGCCUCCAAGUGUCCUAUAGAAACUGGUGUUCAGCCUGCUGGAAAAAUAGACCACAUGGAUUCCCAAGAAGCUUCUGCAUCUGGAAAUGGGGAACCUGAAGCUUCAGAAAGAAAUAGCAGUGAUGACCAUGAAGUUUCCACGCCGUGUCCAACUUUAGUACCUAGUGAGAAUGAGUCAUCUAAAUGUGAUGCUAGUGCAAUGUCAAUGUCCAGCAAGGAAGAGUCGCUAAAAAGCGAGAUUGGUCCAACUGCAAUAUCUGAGGAGAAAGAGUCGCCUACAAGUGGUGCCUAUUGA